Chaetomium strumarium is the source of this 279-nucleotide messenger RNA. Its product is annotated as phosphatidylinositol glycan, class Q. The annotation marks the transcript as partial. The record is from RefSeq and is a predicted model, not a curated record. Lineage: Eukaryota; Fungi; Ascomycota; Sordariomycetes; Sordariales; Chaetomiaceae. The transcript is spliced from 3 exons.
AUACACCCCUUCUCUAUUCUAACGCUUGGCAUUUUCGUAGCCGGCUAUAUCACCGCUCGAUGGGACCUCGUCACCCGCCUCUAUGAACUUGCCAUCUUUGCCUGGAACUACGGAGUGGUCACUCGUGCCGCCAAGGGCUUCGCCGUCCUCAGCCUCUUUUUCCUCUUGAUAUUCCUGCCCGUAGAGCGCCUUGCAACCCGCGAGUCCGACCUACAUCCACGAUCAAUUGGAUCCGGUAUAUCGGCUAGGGAACAACUGAGGCGACGGGGUUCUUUCUAG